GUUCGUUCACGAGCUUAUUAUUGGCUAUGCAAGGCUUUCCAGCUUUGCUUCGGCUCGUGCGGGAUCUCGGAAAAAUGAGGCUUCAAGCCAUGAAGCUUGAAACCACAAAGCUUCCCAUGAUCACGGGCUGGUACAAUGACUUCAUCUGUUUCACAUCGUGCUGCUCUCAUCUCUAUCGUCACCCUCCUUAUGCUGCCGUCCUCACAUCUUGAUUGUCUGCUCAAGGCCAAAAGUCAAAACAAAACAGUCCUCAUCGUGAACACGACAGGGAACCCCCGUCUCCGGUCUCGUUCUCUCCGUAGGCCCGCGCCGUUCUUACCCACCAGCUCCGUAGCCGCGUGGUGGUCCGUCGGGAUGGUCGCGGCGGCCCACAGAGCCGAUUGUACACUACUCUUUGCUGUUCCACAAUCGUGCCAAUUAACGAGUGUUAUAAGCAAUUGCUUAGAACACAUUUUCUCCAGGUUGAUAAACAUGGGUCCGGUUUCUAUAACAAUGGGCCUGAGAACGACCCAUUGAACUUAAACGAUGGUCCCUGGAUUCAAAAUCAACGUCGCACUACUCUAUACUGCCCACAGCAAGGUGAAUUAACAGCUGAACACCUCAUUUUCUACACUACAAACAGCUCCUGAUCCCCUUAACGAUGCUGUGAUAGAUGAUGAAGUUCAGG
This is a messenger RNA of Trichoderma harzianum CBS 226.95, 667 nucleotides long. RefSeq lists its product as hypothetical. The coding region runs from base 136 to 516 and encodes 126 amino acids. Lineage: Eukaryota; Fungi; Ascomycota; Sordariomycetes; Hypocreales; Hypocreaceae. The record is from RefSeq and is a predicted model, not a curated record. The transcript has a single exon.